AUGUUCUCUGCCAUGCUGAUGGACGCGUACCGCGACGAACGCCCCGGGAUCCGCCUCGCCUACAGGACGGACGGUCACCUCCUGAAUCAACGGCGAAUGCACUUCCAAUCGCGCGUAUCCACAACCACCGUUCACGAACUCCUCUUCGCCGACGACUGCGCCCUGAACACCACCUCGGAAGAGGAGAUGCAACGGAGCAUGGACCUGUUCUCUGCCGUCUGCGAGAACUUCGGUCUGGUCAUUAACACGCAGAAGACUGAUAGGCAUAACCCAUAA
This is a messenger RNA of Spirometra erinaceieuropaei, 276 nucleotides long. The record is from the annotation of a GenBank genome assembly. NCBI's taxonomy places the organism in Eukaryota, Metazoa, Platyhelminthes, Cestoda, Diphyllobothriidea, Diphyllobothriidae.